Rotaria sordida is the source of this 933-nucleotide messenger RNA. Lineage: Eukaryota; Metazoa; Rotifera; Eurotatoria; Philodinida; Philodinidae. The record is from the annotation of a GenBank genome assembly.
AUGUUUUGCUCGAUACUGGUCCAUUCUCUCUUUUUUGUUCAAAUAUUUGUCAUUGUUCAAGGUUACAAUUACAAUAAAGAGUUUCAGCUGAAAAGCAAGAGGUCAGCAAACAUUGGUGAUUUCUUACGUAAAGACGAAUGGGACAUUCCUGGAAAUGACAUAUCACAUUCAUCUAUAUAUGCACCUGAUUAUGCUAGCUGUUCCGUAAAAUGUCAAGAAACUUCAGGAUGUAAGGCUUUUGCAUAUUCGCCAUCAACAGGACAAUGUUGGCCAAAAACAAGUACCGGAGAUGGUGGAAAAUCAAAUGGCGAUAGAAUUUCUGGAUAUAGUUCAAACAUGUGUGGUGGUUUCGUACGUAAAGACAAAUGGGACAUUCCUGGAAAUGACAUAUUACCUUCACCUGUAGAAGUACUCGAUUAUGCUAGCUGUUGCAUAAAAUGUCAGGCAACUUCAGGAUGUAAGGCUUUUGCAUAUUCGCCAUCAACAAACCUAUGUUGGCCGAAAAGAAGUACCGGAGAUAAUGGAUAUUCAAAUAGCGAUAGAAUUUCUGGAUACAAUGUCAACACGCUCACCUACACACAUGGAAUUUACACGUUGGCGUUUGUCGAUGAAGAUAAUAGGAUGAGUGCUACUACAAGACAGGGAAUUAUCGAUACAUUUUUUGCGUCAUACCCACAGAUGUGUGCACGAUUUAAUCCGCACUCAUGCGCGCGUAAUGUUCGGAUGACAAUUGAUCCAAACUACGAUGGAAUAGCUUAUGUAUCAUCUAACGGCAUUGUUAUCGGUCCCUGGAUAAGUAAUAGUCCAGGAGGUGAUGACGUUGUCGUACACGAAGCUAUGCAUGUAGUACAAAGUUAUCCACGUUAUGAUCCUGGCUGAGAUAUAGUCUGUAUCUUUUGGGAUUGGGCUGGAUCAGAAAAUUCAUAUUCUUAA